AUGCUUCUUCUUCUUAUGCUUCUCUUUUCUUCUCUCAAUUUGACUCUUUCUGUUCCUUUACUUUCAUUCCUUUCAGGCUUCCAUUAUUUUCCUUCCUUUCAUUCUUCCCUCAUUUCCUUCCUUUCAUUCUUCUCUGAAUUUUAUUCCUUCUAUUCCCUUAUUUUCCUUCCUUUCAUUCUUCCUUCAUUUUCCUUCCUUUCAUUCUUCCCUCAUUUUCCUUCCUUUCAUUCUUCCCUCAUUUUCCUUCCUUUCAUUCUUCCCUCAUUUUUCCUUCUUUCAUCCUUCCUUAUUUUUUCCUUCCUUUUCAUUUUCUUCUUCCUUCAUUUUUUCAUUCUUCCCCAUUUUCCUUCCUUUCAUUCUUUAUUUUUCCUUUUUCUUUUAUUUUAUUUCUAUUCCCUUUUUUCUUCCUUUUUUCUUCUCUCAAUUUGUUCCCUUAUUUUCCUUUCUUUCAUUCUUCCCUCAUUUUCCUUCCUUUCAUUCUUCCCUCAUUUUCCUUCCUUUCAUUCUUCCCUCAAUUUGAUUCCCACUGUUCUCUUAUUUUCCUUUCUUUUAUGUUUUCUCUCUUUUUUCUUCCUUUUUCUUUUCAAUUUCUCUUCUUUCCCCCAUUUCAAUCUUCACUGA
This is a messenger RNA of Acanthosepion pharaonis, 621 nucleotides long. Lineage: Eukaryota; Metazoa; Mollusca; Cephalopoda; Sepiida; Sepiidae. The record is from the annotation of a GenBank genome assembly.